UUUGAUGCAGCAGCAUUCGUACUUAUUGGGCAAGAAACAAGCGUAUUAUUACUUCUGGCGGCCGUUCUCCGUCGACUCGAUCGUUCGCUCUCCGCGAAGUCCUCCCUCGCGAGCAAGAGUAGAGGGCGACGAAGAAGAGGGUUCGGAUCUGCGGGCAGGUGGGCGACUAUGGGUGAGGAGCAGGAUCCACAGCUACUGAAGAGGAUCGCGGCGGCGGCGUACGACUACGACAUGGAUCCCCGAUGGGCGGAGUACUGGUCCAAUAUCUUGAUCCCGCCUCACAAGGCCUCUCGAUCCGACGUCGUUGACCACUUCAAGCGCAAGUUCUAUCAGCGUUUCAUCGAUCCUGAGCUUGUUGUGGAGGCAAUGGCUUCAACUAGUGCUUCGAAGUCAUCAAGAGCAGCAGAGAGACCUUCAGCACAAACAACAGAGUCAUCAAGAGCAUCAGAGAGACACUCCUCACAGUCAAGUGCUCAAAAUGUGAGGCCACAAAAUUCAGGUUCUAGUGGUGGAGCUGCUGGAACAGCUGCAUCAACAGGCAGGAGUGCCAGUUCAUUGAGGCUAGAUCAACGGUCUAUACAUUUUUCUCUCGAAGCUUGGGUCUUAGUGGUUGCUGUGCUUGGGGUACUUCCAGUUGUACCAAGAAAUUUUUCAAACAAGGCAUAUCGUUUGUCUUUGCUUGGUACUGCAUGCUCCUCGGUGUAUUCACUAUACACUCUCUAUGGGAAACCAAGGGCAUGGAACCUCCCUGCUAUCCAAACAUGGUUUCAAACUUUGAUUGGAGCAAAAGAUUUUGUCCAUUUAAUAUAUUGUAUUACACUUGUUACAGCUCAGCUACACUUUAAAUUUGCUCUCAUCCCUGUAUUUUGUUGGUCACUUGAGCACGUGGCAAAAUUUCUAAGACGUAACUUUGCACGUUCUUCUUUAUACAGGAAAUACUUGGAGGAACCUUGUGUAUGGGUAGAAGCAAAUGGAACUACAUUGACUAUUCUAAGUUCAAAUGCUGAGAUUGGAUUGGGCUUUCUUCUAAUUUUAUCUUUAUUCUCGUGGCAACGCAACAUAAUUCAGACAUUCAUAUACUGGCAGCUACUGAAGCUCAUGUACCAUGUUCCUGCUACUUCUGGUUAUCACCAAAGUGUGUGGGCCAGGAUUGGUCGUACUGUGAAUCCGUAUAUCUAUCGUUAUGCACCCUUCUUAAACAGCCCCAUAUCUGCAGUUCAAAGAUGGUGGUUCAGAUAGAAGGGAAAAAAAAAAAGAUAAAAGAACCAGGAAAGUGAAGUUGUCUCUGGAAUUUUGGUAAGUCGAUCUUUUGGUGAGAUAGCCCAAACAUUUCAGUGUUUUUGCGGUGGACAGUAGUCAUUUAAUGCUAGGGAAAUCACUUUCGGGUAAGACGUAGCUACCUGUGGACAAUUUAUGUUAGGCAAUCUUCUUUCCUUAAUUUUAAUUUUGCCCAUGUGAUCUAUGGAAGAAAAUGUUAUUGUCAUCAGCCGAAUGUUCAUUCUAGUUCUGAGCACAUUCAACAAAAGGUCCAUUUGAUUUCGCUU
This is a messenger RNA of Zingiber officinale, 1544 nucleotides long. RefSeq lists its product as uncharacterized. The transcript has 9 exons. Gene Ontology annotation, cellular component: membrane; endoplasmic reticulum. Lineage: Eukaryota; Viridiplantae; Streptophyta; Magnoliopsida; Zingiberales; Zingiberaceae. Bases 169 to 1239 code for a protein of 356 amino acids. The record is from RefSeq and is a predicted model, not a curated record. Gene Ontology annotation, biological process: endoplasmic reticulum tubular network organization; membrane organization.